Molecule: messenger RNA, 631 nt
Organism: Helianthus annuus (common sunflower)
Lineage: Eukaryota; Viridiplantae; Streptophyta; Magnoliopsida; Asterales; Asteraceae
Product: cysteine-rich receptor-like protein kinase 6
Exons: 2
Coding region: 11-565 (184 amino acids)
Biological process (GO): protein phosphorylation
Molecular function (GO): protein kinase activity
Source: RefSeq, a predicted model, not a curated record
AACCAUACAUAUGUGUAUUUUCCUAAUUCAAGAUUUGAUGACUCUUUAUUGCAACAGCGGAUAUAUGGCACCCGAAUAUGCAAUGCAUGGACGAUUCUCCACGAAAUCAGAUGUUUUUGGUUUUGGGAUGGUGCUGCUAGAAAUAGUUUGCGGACAAAAGAAUAAUCAUUUCCGCUACAAGAAUCAACUCGAAGACUUCCUCUUAACGGCAUCGCGUUUAUGGAGAGCAAAUAAAGGAGAGGAACUAAUUGAUGGUCGCCUAGCCCUAAAUAUUCCGAUUGGCAAAGUUAUUAGAUGGAUCCAUAUCGCCUUAUUAUGUGUCGAAGGAAUGCCUGGAAACCGCCCAUCCGUGUCCACAGUUGUUUCAAUGCUUAGCGAUCAAGGGUCCGGGAGUCUUCCUGAACCAAUAAACCCACCAAUGGUGCCCCGUAGAGAUGAACGUCAUACUGAACCAACUAUGACAAUGGAUAACGUGGGUGAAAUAUUUACCGGCCUGUAUCAACCAAGAUACACUCAAACUUGUGCAAAAUUCAAGAAGAAGAUAUAUGAAUGGAAUCGUGAAUAGUGUAAACGAACAAACUGAUUAUCCCUGGUUGUUAUAUUGAAUUGAUUUUGCAUCAUAUAUAACUAG